Molecule: messenger RNA, 1798 nt
Organism: Ricinus communis (castor bean)
Lineage: Eukaryota; Viridiplantae; Streptophyta; Magnoliopsida; Malpighiales; Euphorbiaceae
Product: probable serine/threonine-protein kinase PBL7
Exons: 6
Coding region: 234-1436 (400 amino acids)
Biological process (GO): protein phosphorylation
Molecular function (GO): ATP binding; protein kinase activity
Source: RefSeq, a predicted model, not a curated record
AGGAUGGGAUUAAAAUUUAAAAACUGCCACAUGUACGACAGACAGGUCCCAACUGCACACUGCCACUGUUGAUUACUAUUUCUGGGCGCCAAACGACAUAAACAGUCUGCCAAAAAUCAAUAGCCAAACAAACUCCAAACUCCAACUCCAACUCCAAGAACCUCAAAAACAAUCACUUGUUUUAAAAUUGUAGGAUUUAGGGUUAGGGUUUCUUCUAGUAAACAUAGAGACAUAUGGAAACUGCAGUGAAGGAUGAUUAUUCAAGGAAACAACGCAUUGCAUUAGUGGCCAUUGUAGUGAUUGCUUCACUUGCUGUUACUUCUCUCUUAGUGGCUUUUAGCUAUUACUGCUAUAUACGUAAUAAGCUCUCUAAACGCUUUGACACCCAGAAAAGGUUUAAAUAUGAGGAGAAAGGAAAUUUUGAGAAUCUGCAAGUUGCUACUGAGAAAGGGCUUCAAGUGUUCACAUUUAAGCAGCUGUAUUCAGCUACUGGUGGUUUCAGCAAGUCGAAUGUGGUUGGGCAUGGUGGAUUUGGGUCAGUAUACCGUGGAGUGCUUAAUGAUGGAAGGAAAGUUGCAGUUAAACUCAUGGAUCAAGGAGGGAAGCAAGGAGAAGAGGAAUUUAAAGUGGAGGUUGAAUUGCUGAGCCACCUACGUUCUCCAUAUUUGCUGGCAUUGAUUGGGUUUUGUUCAGAUAGUAAUCAUAAAUUGCUGGUGUACGACUUCAUGGCAAAUGGUGGACUACAAGAACAUUUGUAUCCCACAAGUGGUCACAGAGCCAUGCACCUGAGAUUGGACUGGGAAACACGGUUGAGAAUUGCCCUUGAAGCUGCAAAGGGUUUGGAAUAUUUGCAUGAACAUGUCAGUCCUCCAGUGAUUCAUAGAGAUUUCAAGAGCAGCAACAUCCUUUUAGACAAAUAUUUCCAUGCCAAAGUAUCUGAUUUUGGAUUAGCUAAGCUUGGACCAGACAAAGCUGGUGGCCAUGUCUCAACUCGAGUGCUGGGCACCCAAGGAUAUGUUGCCCCUGAGUAUGCAUUAACCGGACAUCUAACAACAAAAUCAGAUGUCUACAGUUAUGGGGUUGUUCUGUUAGAGUUGCUUACUGGAAGAGUUCCAGUCGAUAUGAAGAGACCUCCAGGGGAAGGUGUUCUUGUUUCUUGGGUGCUGCCUCGAUUGACAGAUAGAGAGAAGGUUGUGCAAAUUAUGGAUCCAGCUUUAGAGGGUCAAUACUCGAUGAAAGAAGUUAUUCAGGUGGCAGCAAUUGCAGCAAUGUGUGUACAACCAGAGGCUGAUUACAGACCACUAAUGGCAGAUGUUGUGCAGUCGCUAGUCCCAUUGGUCAAAACUCAGCGAUCAACUUCAAAGCUAGGAAGCUACUCUAGCUUCAAUGCACUUAGGUCCCCUGCGUCACAGGACUCGGGCAAGGCAAGUGCCUGAAACUGAUAAAAAACCAAGUUAAUCAUCUGCCUGUACUUAGUAGCUAUCUUAGAUGUUAGCGCACCUUAACUCGUUAGGACACUUUCUGGUGUUUGGUUUUGUGUUAGCAGCAGAAGCUUUAAUUAUAUAGGCCUCUGACCUAAUUUAUGAACGCCCGGGAAUCAGGCUGCAUCACUGAAUUGUCAUUGAUUUGGCUUACCUGUGUCCUGAAAGAAAAUAACCUCAAGUUUGUGCACCACAUUACUACAAUUCAAGACUUAGAAAAUACUAAAGCAAAUGGCUAUAGCCAUGCUAGUAAUUGAGAAGAUAUUGUUGGCUCCCUGGCUUACGGGGGUUUCACUACCAUUGAGCUUUUGAAACUA